AAGUAAUCGAAUCUACUCUAUCAAACAUACAAACUACUACUGAUGUUUCUAAAGGUGCAAAAGAUGCAGAUUUGAUAAUUGAAGCCAUCGUAGAGAAUAUUCAAACAAAACAAGAUUUAUUUAGAAAUUUGGACAAUAUUGCAUCUCAAUCUACUAUAUUUGCAUCGAAUACUUCAAGCCUACCAAUUAUAGAAAUUGCAAAUGUAACUAAAAGGGGGGAUAGAUUUGCUGGUUUACAUUUUUUCAAUCCUGUUCCAAGAAUGAAGUUAGUGGAGGUUAUUAAAACUGAAAACACUAGCGAUGAGACAUAUGAAA
This is a messenger RNA of Racocetra fulgida, 315 nucleotides long. Lineage: Eukaryota; Fungi; Glomeromycota; Glomeromycetes; Diversisporales; Gigasporaceae. The record is from the annotation of a GenBank genome assembly.